UAGAUGCAUCGCUGUGUGCAGUAUGAUGAAUGGCCUAUAACGUAAUCCUCUUUAUCUCUGUAGUGUUACCGGUGAAUUCGUCACUAGUUUGAUUAACAGUUUACAGCAAAUAUUACCCACUCGGCUGACACAGUUACCAUUGGUUUUCAUACCGGAAUAUGCAUGUUUUAGCUUCGCGUAGUAUUAUGUUGUAGCUAUCUCAGCCGAUAACGUGGGAAAAAUACUACGUUGUAGUGUCAAGGUAGACUAGAGGUUAAAGUUGAAAUGGGGUCACGCUGUUUGACCGUGUGAUAUAAUAACAUUGAUAGUAGAAGUUUCCACGUUAUAGCGUGCGUGUAUCAUCAGCUAGUAUUAGUUAUAGAUAGUUCGUCGAUAGACCAGGAUACCAGACGUUGGUCACCAUGGCAACAAGAUGGGGUAUUUGUUCUGCUGGUAAAAUAUCCAAUGAUUUUGCGGCAUGUUUAGUGUCUGCUCCAGAUACAGAACAUAAGGUUGUUGCUGUAGCAGCCAGAAAUGUGGAUAAAGCUAAGGAAUUCGCCGACCAUUUUGGAAUUCCAACAGCUUAUGGUUCCUAUGAAGAACUGGCGAAAAAUUCUGAUAUAGAGGUGGUAUAUAUUGGAGCUAUUCAUCCUAGUCAUAAAGAAUUAUGUAUCCUAUUUUUAAACCAUGGUAAACACAUAGUCUGUGAAAAACCUCUCACUACUACCUUGAAGGACACGGAAGAAGUCCUUAGACUUGCCGAAGAAAAAAAUCUGUUCCUUGCAGAGGGAUUUUGGACGCGAUAUUUUCCUGUUUAUGAGGAAGUUAGAUCGCAAGUGGCCGCCGGGGCUAUAGGUGAACUGAAAGCUGUCCAUGCUAGAAUGAACCAUAAUAAUGCCCAUGUACUGCGGAUGAAUAAGGGGGAGCUAGGUGGCGGAGGAAUGUUAGAUUUAGGUUGCUAUUCGGUGCAAACAGCUAAUCUGUUCUUCAAAGGAAGACCGGAUGUGAUCAAAGCUACCGGAACUCUUAUGCCGGGAAGUGAUGUGGAUGGUAGUGGAACUAUUGUAUUGAAAUAUCCCCAGAAUAAAACGGCAACAUUAGAAUAUCAUACACAGAUAGCAGGCGCCAAUAAUUCCUGUACCUUCAUGGGUACUAAAGGUACCAUAGAGGUCCAGUCCCCGUUCUGGUGUCCAACAACUGUUAAAAUAAAUGGCGAAGAAAAAUCAUUUCCUCUAAUUCCCGUUAAUUAUAAACUUAAUUAUGAUAAUAGUAACGGCUUCCAUUACGAGGCAAAUACCGUUCGUCAAUGUUUACAAAAGGGUUUAAAGGAAAGUCCAGUUAUAACUCAUCAAGAUUCACGUGAUAUCAUGUAUAUAAUGGAGGAGGCCUUGAAACAAAUUGUUGCCACAGAUUAAAAAUAUUUAUAAUCAUCAAA
Molecule: messenger RNA, 1414 nt
Organism: Patella vulgata (common limpet)
Lineage: Eukaryota; Metazoa; Mollusca; Gastropoda; Patellidae
Product: trans-1,2-dihydrobenzene-1,2-diol dehydrogenase
Exons: 8
Coding region: 402-1394 (330 amino acids)
Molecular function (GO): nucleotide binding
Source: RefSeq, a predicted model, not a curated record